AUGAAAUCGCUUUCUCUGGUUGCAAACGAAGAGUUUCAGCACAUUCUUCGUGUGUUGAACACUAAUGUUGAUGGUAAGCAGAAGAUUAUGUUUGCCCUUACCUCUAUCAAAGGUAUUGGGAGGCGAUUUGCUAACAUCGUCUGCAAGAAAGCUGACGUCGACAUGAACAAAAGGGCUGGUGAGUUAUCUGCUGCCGAGCUUGACAACCUCAUGACGAUCGUUGCUAACCCACGUCAGUUCAAGAUUCCAGACUGGUUCUUGAACAGGCAGAAGGAUUACAAGGACGGAAAGUAUUCCCAAGUUGUCUCCAACGCACUGGACAUGAAGCUGAGAGAUGAUCUUGAACGUCUCAAGAAGAUCAGAAACCACCGUGGUCUGAGGCAUUACUGGGGUCUCCGUGUGAGAGGACAACACACCAAGACAACUGGUCGCAGAGGAAAGACUGUUGGUGUGUCGAAGAAGCGUUAA
Arabis nemorensis is the source of this 468-nucleotide messenger RNA. Lineage: Eukaryota; Viridiplantae; Streptophyta; Magnoliopsida; Brassicales; Brassicaceae. The record is from the annotation of a GenBank genome assembly.